Drosophila montana is the source of this 1724-nucleotide messenger RNA. It is a transcript of the gene EMRE, whose product is annotated as Essential MCU regulator. Gene Ontology annotation, biological process: calcium import into the mitochondrion; mitochondrial calcium ion homeostasis. Gene Ontology annotation, cellular component: mitochondrial inner membrane; uniplex complex. The record is from RefSeq and is a predicted model, not a curated record. The transcript has a single exon. Lineage: Eukaryota; Metazoa; Arthropoda; Insecta; Diptera; Drosophilidae. The coding region runs from base 101 to 385 and encodes 94 amino acids.
AAGACCAUAACAAGUUUCUUCUGCGUUACAUACAGUUAGCAAAAGUUGACAUUUAUAAAAAAUAUAAAUAUAUAUUAAUAGACACAUAAAGGACAUCACCAUGAGUGUUUCCCGGCUAGCGUAUCCGCUUAAUGUAGCCCUUCAUAAAUUCGCUCAACAAACUGCCUGCAGCAACAACAUUGUACGUCGUCGGAUGUCAGGUGUUACUUUCCGCAGCGGUGCCUUCAAGCCCAAACCGUCGGAGAUGCCUUUUGGCCUGUUGGCUAUCUUCUGUGCCGUGAUUCCUGGACUCUUUGUGGGCGCCACUAUCAGCAAGAACGUGGCAAACUUUUUGGAGGAGAACGAUUUGUUUGUGCCCGCCGACGACGACGAUGAUGAGGACUAAGUACACGAUGGGAACGUCGAAUGGAGCAUGCCCUAGUCACGAUUGGAUUAGACAACAACUUGUAGUCUGCUUCCUUUUGUUAACCCAGCAAAGCCAAAAGUUUAUUCAUCUUACUUUAUCCAUUUUGCAAUCUUAAAUCUAAUAUAACUUUAAGAACAACGAAUUUUUCUAUGUUCGAUUUGCUUUUUGAAUUCUGUUCUUCUACUUCUACAAAAAUCGAAACAAAUAUCUGCCAAGCUCUCUUUAUAAAGACUAUUGUUAGCAAAUUAAAUAAAACUCAUAAAAAUUAAACACGUGAGCAUGUGCGACUUGUUAUAUAAACUUAUCAGAAAGACGAUAUAAAAAUAAAUAUAUAUGUAUGUUAUGUCUACGCACAAAUGUUGCCCAGGUUUCUGCGGGUCGUUUGCUUGUAGGACAACACUAUAAGCUAAUUUAAGCCCGGAAUUGGGCUUUGGCCAGGAGCCUGCUAUAAAUUUUAAUAACUAGAAAAAAAUUCAUUUUAUUUGUUUUGCCGAAGUGGAAUUUUAUUUAAUGAAAUUUUCAGGGUGUACAAAUUUUAUGCUCUGCUCUUUUUUGACUGCUCGCUGUGCGCCUUUUCUACAAUUCAUUCGAACAUAUAUUUGGUUGGCUCAAAGCGGUUUGUUGUUCAAUCUUCAAAGUGCAAUCGAAUUUGUUAACAAAUAUAUCUUGAAUUUUACAAAUUAUUGGUUGUUUAUAUUUGUUAUAUAUAUAUAUAUAUUAUGUAUUCAAGUGUGUGUGUGUGUGUUAUAUUUUAUAAAACGUAAAAGGUUAUCGCACAAAAAAACAUCUGAAUAUUCCAAAUCGGGUUUUGGUUAUGUGUUGCUUUUAUUUUUGUUAUAUUUGUAAUAUUUUUUGCAGCUGUUUGCGUUAUAAAUGUUUUCGUGUUUUGCAAUUUUUUCAAAUGUUUUUGUUUUUUUUUCAUUUUUCAUUGUAUUUAUUAAAAAAAUAUGAAUUUCACUGCAUGCUACAUGGGCAUGGCCUAUUCUUUUUAUUUUUAUUCUUUUGCUUUAAUAUACUCGUAUGUAUGGUGUAAAAACAUCCUCCAUCUAACAAAAGGCUGAACGCAAAUAAUAAAAAAUAACUUGGCGUCCCGCUCGCUUUACAUGUUUUGCUUUUGUUUUAAUAUAUAUAUAUAUAUGCAAAUUGUAAUGUUUUUAUUUUUUAAUAAACAUAAAAAUUCUGCUUGAUCGCAUUUCUCCUGUCAACCUUUUCCACACGUUCUUUUUCGCGCUUUAGCGCCUUCAUGUUUUCGUGUAUUUCUCAUAUAUGUUUAUAUAUAUAUAUACAUAUAUAUGUAUAUUUUUUUUUUGUAUUUUUU